AGAAGCUUUGGCGCGGAAUCUGUUGUUGUGAGCUGACGGAAUCUUCCAAUUAUUCAGUGUGCAAAGAAGGAACAAAUGGCUCCUGUUUCAAACCCAGAUAAAGAUGUAGACACCCCAGGCGCCGAUGGUGUUGGGGACGCGUGCGGCCUGGCUGCCUCUCGGUCCAGAAGGGAGAAGAGGGAGAAAGUAGGACGCAAAUCGGCUCUGGAGCAACUCAAACGAGCCAAGAAGGGAGAAAAAGUGAAAUAUGAGUUGGAUGACUGCGAGAACGUGUAUGAAGAGGUGGAUGAGGAGCAGUACUCACGCAUGGUGCGGGACCGACAAGACGACGACUGGAUCAUCGAUGAUGAUGGGACGGGUUACGUAGAAGAUGGUAGGGAGAUCUUUGAUGAAGAGCUGGAGGACGACGCACUGGCUGGUGGUGCUAAAGGCAAAAAGGGCAGCAAGGCAGCAGAUGCCAAGGACAAGAAGAAUGUGAAGAAGGUCUCCCUGGCCAAACCCAACAGCAUCAAGAGCCUCUUCAUGAACAGCAAUGUGAAGAAGCCAGCAGAGAAAGAUGUUGAUUUAUCCAAAGAUGACUUGCUGGGGGACAUUCUGCAAGACCUGCAUUCAGAGAAAUCUGCCAUUCUCACUCCUCCACCUGUGGUCACGCUCAAGAAGAAGAAAUCCGUUGGAUCCCCAAUGAACCCUUUCUCAGUCAAACCUCAGCCUCCUAAGGAUAUGCUGCCGUCUCCUGUGCCAAAGAUGAAGUUACCAGCCCCUGUGGCACCACUGCCUCCUGUCAAAGCGGCCCAGGCCCCCAAACCUGCCCCCUCAGUCAAAGCCAUUAAAGUGGAGGAGCCAGAGGAAGAAAUGCAAGAGCCGCUGGAGUUUGAUGACAUGGACUUUGACGAGCCGAUGGACCUGGGUAGCCAGGAGAAUAAGGAGGCGCAGGUCAAAACAGAGGUCAAGGCAGAGGUGAAAGCAGAGGUCAAACCCACGGUGAAGGUGGAACCCAAGAGUGAACCACAGGAUCCUAUGCUCAUCCCGGCCAUGACAGGGGGCUGGGCUAAGAUGGAGGAGGAUGGCGAUUCCGGCGAGGCUCCCAUGGAGGUGCAGGUGGACUCCAGCCAGCUGCCCCUGGUGGAGGGGCCCGAUGGGGAGAAGGUCUUCCGCUUAUACUGGCUCGACGCCUUCGAGGACCAGUACAGCCAGCCAGGCGUUGUGUUCCUGUUCGGUAAGGUGUGGAUUGAGUCGGCCAAAGCCCACGUCAGCUGCUGUGUGGCCGUACGGAACGUAGAGAGGACCAUGUACCUGCUGCCCAGGGAACACAAAGUCAACCUGAAGACGGGAGAGGUCACAGAUCAGCCAGUGGGUAUGAUGGAUGUUUAUCAUGAAUUCAACGCCCUCUCUGAGAAGUUCAAGAUCAUGAAGUUUAAAUCUAAGAAAGUGGAGAAGAAUUAUGCCUUUGAGAUCCCAGAUGUUCCCAGUCUAAGUGAAUACCUGGAAGUGAGGUAUUCGGCAGAGAUGCCUGCUCUGCCGUCUGACCUGAAGGGCUCCACCUUCUCCCACGUGUUUGGCAGCAACACUUCCAGCCUGGAGCACUUCCUCCUCAGCAGGAGGAUACGCGGACCCUGCUGGCUCGACAUCAAGACACCACAGUUGACCAACCAGGCGCUGAGCUGGUGUAAGGUGGAGGCCCAGGUCCUGAAGAGCGAGCUGGUCUCCGUGGUGAAGGACCUGCCGCCUCCCCCUCUGGUGGUCAUGUCCAUCAGCCUGAAGACCGUGCAGAACCCCAAGACACACCACAACGAGAUCGUGUCGCUGGCGGCCCUCGUUCAUCAUAACUUCCACCUAGACAAGGCGCCGCCCAGACCGCCUUUCCAGAACCACUUCUGUGUGGUGAGCAAACCCAAUGACUGCAUCUUCCCAUAUGACUUCAAGGAAGCUGUGAAAAAGAAGAAUGCCAAAGUGGAGAUUGCAGGAACGGAGCGUGCCCUGCUUGGCUUCCUUUUGGCAAAGAUGCACAAGAUCGAUCCUGACGUGUUAGUGGGUCAUGACAUCUUGGGCUUUGACCUGGAAGUGCUUCUGCAGAGGAUGCAGCACUGCAAGGUGCCUCACUGGUCCAAGAUUGGACGCCUGCGCCGUGUCAACAUGCCUAAACUGGGGGGUCGCAGUGGCUUCGCAGAGAAGAGCGCCACCUGUGGCCGUUUGGUGUGUGACGUGGAGAUCUCUGCCAAGGAGCUCAUCCGCUGCAAGAGCUACCACCUGACGGAGCUCACUGCUCAGGUGCUGAAGACAGAACGCGCCGUCAUUCCACAGGAGAACAUCAGGAACUUUUAUGGUGACUCGCAGCACUUGCUGUAUGUGCUGGAGCUGACGUGGAUGGAUGCCAAGCUGAUCCUGCAGAUCAUGUGUGAGCUCAACGUGCUGCCCCUGGCCCUGCAGAUCACCAACAUCGCCGGAAACGUCAUGUCUCGUACCCUGAUGGGCGGCCGUGCAGAGAGGAACGAGUUCCUCCUGCUGCAUGCUUUCCAUGAGAAGGAUUACAUCGUACCUGACAAGCAGAUCUUCAAGAAGCCACAGCACGACCUGGUGGAGGAUGAGGAUGAUGAUGGUGCGGGUAAAGGGACUGCGAAGAAGGUCCGGAAGAAGGCUGCAUAUGCUGGAGGACUGGUGCUGGACCCGAAAGUUGGUUUCUAUGACAAGUUCAUCCUGCUGCUGGAUUUCAACAGCCUGUACCCCUCCAUCAUCCAAGAGUUCAACAUCUGCUUCACCACCAUCCAGAGAGUGGCAGCGGGCACGCAGAAGAAGACCGAGGAUGACGAUGGGGAUGAGAUUCCUGAGGUUCCAGACCCCGACCUGGACAUGGGCGUUCUUCCCAAGGAGAUCCGCAAGCUGGUGGAGCGGCGUAAGCAGGUGAAGCAGCUGAUGAAGCAGCAGGACCUCAACCCCGACCUCUACAUGCAGUAUGACAUCAGACAGAAGGCCUUGAAGCUGACGGCCAACAGCAUGUACGGAUGCCUGGGCUUCUCAUACAGCCGCUUCUACGCCAAACCCCUGGCUGCUCUCGUCACACACAAAGGCAGAGAGAUCCUGAUGCAUACCAAAGACAUGGUGCAGAAGAUGAAUCUGGACGUCAUAUAUGGUGACACAGAUUCCAUCAUGAUCAACACCAAUAGUGCCAACCUUGAGGAGGUCUUCAAACUUGGCAACAAGGUGAAGAGCGAGGUCAACAAGCUGUACAAGCUGCUGGAGAUCGACAUCGACGGCGUCUUCAAGUCGCUGCUGCUGCUGAAGAAGAAGAAGUACGCAGCGCUGAUGGUGGAGAACCACGGCGACGGCAAAUACACCACCAAGCAGGAGCUCAAGGGGCUUGACAUCGUACGCAGAGACUGGUGCGACCUGGCCAAGGAGUGCGGCAAUUAUGUGAUUGGCCAGAUCUUGUCUGACCAGAGUCGUGACAGCAUUGUGGAGAACAUCCAGAGGCACCUGAUAGAGGUGGGGGAGAAGGUGGCCAGUGGCAACAUACCCCUCAACAUGUUCCAGAUUCACAAGGCGCUGACUAAAGACCCCCAGGACUACCCGGACAAGAAGAGCCUGCCCCACGUGCACGUGGCCCUGUGGAUCAACUCCCAGGGGGGCAAGAAGGUCAAAGCCGGCGACACUGUCUCCUACGUCAUCUGCCAGGAUGGCUCCAACCUGAGUGCGAGUCAGCGGGCCUACACCCAGGAGCAGCUCCAGAAGCAGGAGAACCUGAGCCUGGACACGCAGUACUACCUGGCCCAACAAGUGCACCCCGUGGUGGGACGCAUCUGCGACCCCAUCGAGGGCAUCGACGGAGUGCUCAUCGCCACCUGGCUAGGGCUGGACCCCAGCCAGUUCCGUGCUCAGCAGCGUCAGCAGCGUGAGGAUGAGAAUGACGGCAUGCUGGGGGUUCCGGCCCAGCUGACAGACGAGGAGCGCUACCGGGACUGCGAACGCUUCACCUUCUCCUGCCCGCAGUGCAGCACAGACAACACCUACGACAACGUCUUCGAAGGAGCUGGUACUAAGCUUGAGCCGGGCCUGCUGCGGUGCUUCCAGGUGUCGUGUGAGGGCCACCCCGUGGACCACUACACCCAGAUCAGCAACAAGCUGCUGCUCGACAUACGCAGACACAUCCGCAAAUACUACAGCGGCUGGCUCCAGUGUGAGGACCAGGCGUGUACCCAUCGCUCCCGCCGGCUGCCCAUCCUCUUCUCCCGCAGUGGACCCGUCUGCCCCAGCUGCUCCAAGUACACACUCCGGCCUGAGUACUCUGAGAAGGCCCUAUACAACCAGCUGAGCUUCUACCGAUACAUAUUCGACUGGGAGUACGCUGUUACCAAGGUCCUCGCACCAGAAGACAGAGGAAUGGUGAAGAACCGCUGGGCCCAGGAGAAGCAGGCGUACAAGAAGCUGAAAGACGUGGUGGACCGCGCUCUGAUCUCCAGCAGCUACUCCGAAGUCAACCUGGCCAAACUCUUCCAGGCUUUCGCAACAUUCAAGUAAAGCCCUCCCUCCCUCCGCCCAUGCUACGCAGCCCAAAAAGGGACAUAUGAAAGAGAAAAAAAGUUUUUUCUUUUUUCUUUUCCCACAUCCCUUUAGUGUCGUGUCCCCUUUUGGACUGAGUGUGCACCAUGUUUGAGCUGUGGCUGUGGUGAUGUGUCUCAAAGCUGCAACACAAGACAAAUCUAUGUGAUUUGUUUUAAGAACUACCAAGGCAGCUUUCUCAAACGUUGAUACUCAAAAAAAAAACAACUCAAAUGCAGAUCAUCACUUUAACCUCAGUUUUUUUAAACUGUUGUCUGUAUUUAAAGUCACAAUUUUCCCAUUCCAUGGACCAGCCAUUUGCACCAUUGUUAUCGACCCCAAAGUUUCUCCCAUCAUUCCUUGUGUGAAGCCGAAUUACCUUUCCAUUUUCGAGGCCAGUGUCUAAUCAGAACUGGGUCAGUGUGGAGUGCCGCCUACAAUUAAAGCGCUCUGGUAUCACCCUUUCGCGCCAUUGUGUCAUUCGAGUCUUACAGAGGCCUCAUCGUGGUCAUAUGGUCACGCUCUCUUCUCUUCUUGGACACAUAUAUGCUAUAGCAUAUGUGAGUGGGAGUGUGUAUGUGGGGGGGGGGGUCAGCUCUAAUGGUGGAUCGGCGGAUUGAUGACAGUGUGUCCAUCAUAUCGUAUAGGCUCAGUUUGAGCCUUGGUCAAUCACCUUGCUCUCCCGACCACCACUUUUAAUACCACGCACGCACGCGCACACACACACUCACACACACACACCAUGACGACACCCCCCAUCCUGAACCAUCUCAUAGCCUCUCCAGGCGGUGUUCCAUGUGUCUCUUAAUCGACAAUGAUUCCUGAGCGAAACUGCUGGACAUGAGAGGAUAAAGACCCUCUCAGGUGGUGCCCUGCCCUACACACACACACACACACACACACACACACACACACACACACACACACACACACACACAGGGUCCAGUUUGUCCAGGGGGUCCGCACACAAGGGAAUACCAAUCACAGCUGAGUAACAGGCAGGAGCACGGAGAGCAUAGGGGGAGUCCUGAGUGAUGGGAUCAGAUCGCUGGAUCUCUGGCACUGUAAUGACUUCUCCCAUCACUCACACACACACACACACACACACGCACACAGCACACAGCAAUUAGUGAAUGACACAUAGGUACAAUGCCUUUGAUUCUGAAGAUGGCAGCUUGCGCGCACCCAUUUUGGAUGUGAUUGGCCACUUGUAUGAAUGAGCCUGCGUUUUGGAGCCUGUUGAGCUUUUUGACUACAGGGAGAUGACCAGGAGAGGAGAACAGAGGAGGGGGUGAUGGCAUUUGGGUGGUCUAAUAUCAAUGGCCAACAGGUGUAUGUCAUUGUGUCUAUGUGAUAUGUCGAAUUUUGUCUGUUUGCAUUUGAUUGGGGAUGUUUUUAAUGUCUUACACAUCUUUAUGAUAAUUUCUGGGGGGUUUUGUAGUUCAUGUAGCCCUGAUUGUAUUGACUGUUUUUGAUACGAACUUGAAUAAAAAUAUUAUUUGUAAAGUA
Messenger RNA from Engraulis encrasicolus (European anchovy), 6042 nucleotides. It is a transcript of the gene pola1, whose product is annotated as polymerase (DNA directed), alpha 1. The transcript has 37 exons. Gene Ontology annotation, molecular function: chromatin binding; nucleotide binding; DNA replication origin binding. Gene Ontology annotation, biological process: mitotic DNA replication initiation; leading strand elongation; lagging strand elongation. The record is from RefSeq and is a predicted model, not a curated record. NCBI's taxonomy places the organism in Eukaryota, Metazoa, Chordata, Actinopteri, Clupeiformes, Engraulidae. Bases 76 to 4512 code for a protein of 1478 amino acids. Gene Ontology annotation, cellular component: alpha DNA polymerase:primase complex.